This is a messenger RNA of Nematostella vectensis (starlet sea anemone), 1263 nucleotides long. RefSeq names its product glycine-rich cell wall structural protein 1.0. NCBI's taxonomy places the organism in Eukaryota, Metazoa, Cnidaria, Anthozoa, Actiniaria, Edwardsiidae. The record is from RefSeq and is a predicted model, not a curated record. The transcript has 3 exons. Bases 91 to 1176 code for a protein of 361 amino acids.
UGACUCAAGAGAAAAGUCCUUGGUUGAAAGUGUGUAAAAUCGGUAUAUAGACAAACACAAAUAAUGAGAUAAUACUAGUAUAAUACGGGCAUGUAUCCGACGAGUAAAACUCGUUCCAGGCCGUCCGCUCGUGGGCGUAGGAUAACCGGAGCUUUGUUGUUAUCAUUGGUGUGCUUAUGUACCACUGGGGUCGUUAUUUACGCCAUCAAAAAACUAGCGGAAAACGAAAUUAGCAAGAAGACGAAAAGCAGUCCGUCCGUUCGCACUUUCACCAAUAACGAGGCCCAAGGGAGACUAGGGCCGACCAGCCUGAAAUACGAGGAUCCGCGCAUGCUCAGUGAGGUUUCCUUAAAGGAGGGUUUCCAAAUAUGGAAUGUGCCUCAGAGCGGGCUCUGGAAACUAGAGGCGCGUGGCGCUUCAGGCGCAGAUGGGCUUUUGAAGGGCGGAAAGCGCAUGCGUGGAGGAUGGGGUGCGCUGGUCAGUGGAGCGUUCCUCCUCAAGAAAGAUGAAAAGCUAAGGAUCUUGGUUGGUCAAGAGGGGUCACGAGAUUUCUUGCAUCCGCAGCGCCCUGGAGGGGGUGGAGGGGGAACGUUUGUCGUAAAGAUGGACGGGACGCCGCUUCUCAUAGCCGGAGGGGGAGGGGGUGGGGGUAUCCCCCCUCCUGCAGCUUUUCAGACCGAGGGGAACGGAGGCCGCGACAGCGACAGGCUUCCAAAAGGCGACAAAGUGAGCGGGCAUGCUGGGAGUGGGGGAAAACUGCUGGACACAAGCACUGAUAGACUGAUCAAAGAUCAUAGCGGAGGACAUAAAGUGAUCGCGGGCGCAGGUGGUGGUCUAAAGGGUCGCGGAGGGGGAUACGGCCCGCAUUGGGGAGGAAGGAGUCUCGCUGAGGGCGGGGCAGGGGGAGAGCCGACUCCUAAGUACACGGACCACACCCAUGGGGCGCAUGGGGUUGGUGGAUUCGGUGGAGGGGGUGCGGCGGGGCUGCUGCCCGGGGGCGGAGGGGGGUACUCUGGAGGUGGGGUCAGUGGGUGCUGGUUGCAAUGUGACCCUGGGCAUGAAGCAGGUACGGCCGAGGGCGGUAGUUUAUUCAACGCUGGGAUGCAGCCUGAAGGCAAGGCGAACACUCAUAAAGGACAUGGGGUCGUCUAUGCUAAGCUGCUUUCUGCUGAUUGAGGCGAAUGUGGAUAGCAUUGUGUUUUAACUAUCAUCAUCUUUACACAAACGUCACUGAAUAUGUAUGAAUAAGAGCUACUCAUUUUA